AUGAUAACAAAUCAUAAUGACCAUUGUGCAACCAUUCACUUAGAACCAUAUAGCAAGUGCACUGAAAUAUUAAGACUAUGGCAAUGUAAAGAUAAAAUUUGCACGGAGAAGAUUAAAGAAAGUAUGAGUUUAUUUAUCAAGGAUGAGAAUAAUGAACACAAUGGACCUGAAAUCGUUGGGAAUAUAAAAAAAAACUCGUUCAUAGCUACAAGUAUACGUCAAUUAAUCUAUCAGUUAUCAAACAACUACAAAUACAUAGAAAACACUAGCCAUCGUUUUGUUACCAUUCGGUAUUAG
Molecule: messenger RNA, 297 nt
Organism: Macrosiphum euphorbiae (potato aphid)
Lineage: Eukaryota; Metazoa; Arthropoda; Insecta; Hemiptera; Aphididae
Source: the annotation of a GenBank genome assembly